GUAAUUUAUCUUGAUUCACAACUAAAAAAUAAAAUUGAGGUCUCAGUAGGCCGUAUAAAAUUUGUGACUUUUGUCAAAACUAGUUCAGACACCAAUCAAGAUAUAAGUGAUGAAAAGAGAAUAAGUGGUAGUGAAACAGAUAUUUCAAGUAAUACUGAUGAUAGUAAGGAUGGAAAAGCCAUAAAUGUUCAUAACAUUAAUAAUAUCUGA
This is a messenger RNA of Funneliformis caledonium, 210 nucleotides long. The record is from the annotation of a GenBank genome assembly. NCBI's taxonomy places the organism in Eukaryota, Fungi, Glomeromycota, Glomeromycetes, Glomerales, Glomeraceae.